GUCUCCCAUUCGACUUGGUGGCCGACACAACGUCACACUCUCAAAUUAAAACGUGAAAACCCACAAAAUUUUUUGUUAUUUGCACGAACCAUUUUUUGACCUACCGACGAAUAAAACUUGUGUGAUUUUGAUCGAUUGACAGACAUUUGUGUGCAGAAUAAUUUCAGUUGCUCUGUGGUGUGUGUGUGUGAAUCACGUGGUUGGCCCAAACGUUUGUCUGUGUGCCCACACGAUGGUGGCCUACCCGCCAUUAAAAAAGCCCGCGAUCUUCUCCAGACUUGGAUACGACUGUGCUGCUGCUGCAGUGACAUCACGAAAAAUUCCAACGUAAUUGCGUUCUGCACAACAGGGCGUGGUGACUGACUAUACCGGAGGCGCUUGGUGGGAUUAAAAUAAAUAGUCACGAAAGAGCGGAGCCGGAAUUUUCUCUUCAUUCCGGAAGAAGAAAGAAAGAAGGUGAAAAGGAGAGAAAGUGAAAGAAGUGGCAGGUCGAAUGGUUGCCAACGAGAUUGCUGGGUCUGGACAGGUGGAUGUCUUCCUCGGAGGCGGUAGCAGGUGGACGACAUCAUCUACUACAGGAAUAACUUCCGUGACAUGCCAGGCCAGUAGACUGUCGGGGGUAACGACAACAACAGGAGAAAGAGGGGGCGUAGUAGGGACGGCGUCGGCGCCAACGACGACGCCACCCGGUGGCGAUGCGGUCAACUUGAGCCAACGCUACGGACCUCACUCGACUGCGGACAGACAUCGCACCACGGCCGCCGCCGCUCAGGGGUGGGCGGAUACGCGCCAACCGUCGCCCGACAUUGGACCGUCAGAGACGGACGAGAAAGGUCUUCCACCUCCGCAGUCUCCUCGGCGAAACUCGUCGUCAUCCGUCGACGAUUUGGACCGCGUCCAACAGCAGCAACAAAAACGUUCAGUUGGCAACUCUUGUCUGGAUUCCGGUAGCAGCAGCAGUGCAAGUGGCGCAGUGCAUUAUCGUGUGGUUUCCUCCUCCAGCGACGGAAGCGGAUUGCGGAUUAAUAACAAGAGCAGUGCAACUGUCGGCGGCUCCACUGGAGGACAGUCGGAUGGGGAGGAUUCAGUGAUUGAGGCGGAAGAAGAGCAGCAACCGAGUCGAAAGUCCAUCAACAUCAUCCACGCUGGUGUCGUUAAUGAUGCCCUGGAUGCUCCGCAGAAGUCGGACGAUCAGCAGCACGACGACAAGAUGCCGCGCCAGUCGCACUACGAUUCCGGCUCGGUACAACAUCAACAACAACAACACGCACAAUGGCAGACGCAAGGAGGAGGAGAUUGUGAUGAAAUCAACAACACGAGUCUUUCUUCAUCUUCUUCUUCUUCCGGCGGAGGAGGAGGAGGAGUCCCGCUCAAAUCGGCGCUAAAGAGGCCAACGGCUGGACGCUGCGGCGGAGUGGCCGGAACGUUGCAGCAGCUGCAAUCGUUGCGCAAAAAGGCCCGGGUCCGGUUCAACGAGGCGCUCAACACUUUCCUCGAGUGCGAUUACGUCAUUUACGUUGACGACGACGAGUACGACCUGCUCUACCACUUGGAUGCCGUGGCAGCAGCAGCUGCUGCGGCGGCCGCCGCUCAGGCGGAAGCCGAAUUAGCCGAUCCAGCCAAUGUUUCCCCAGCAGCUUCUCUUGUGAUUACGACGACGGAACAGCCUCAAUUAGUCAACGUUCGCUCGUUUGAACUGCAGUUGCCCGAAACGUCGACUUGUGUCAGUCACGGACCCGUCACGGGAUCAGCAGCGCCGGCUGUUGUAGCCUCGACGGGCGAGGCCGGGACGUUGAGUCCUCCCGACGGUUACAAGGACGCGGCCGCUUUCUACGCCGCCGCCGCUGCCCUGGUCGAUCUGGAAAACCACGUCCAUCUUUCCGGCUUCGCCGACGAUGGAGUGGAUCCAUGGGAGUCUGAAGACUAUGAUGAUGAAGAGGGCAUGGCCGACGAAGCGGAAGCGCUCGACAACGGCUGGAUGGAUUCUCAGUUGUCGGAGGAAUCGCCAAAAAGCCACGCAAAUCGGCAACAACAACAGCAACAACUGCAGCAGCAGCAGACGCCUCAGCAACAGCAGCCAGUGAGUGACGGCCCUGCAGUUGGCGAUCUCGUUCCUUUGCCGGAUCCUCCCCGUACGGGCAUUCUCAAAGGAGGCAAAUUAUGGCGAGGAGCCGUCAAUAACAACAACAACAGCAGCAGCAACAACGACAGUAGUCAGAACAACAGCUCUUCAACGUCGUCUUCAGCCGGCGCUUCAUCCGCCAGUGGAGAAGAGGCCACUUUGUCACGUCACGGUGAAAAAUCGCCAGCUGUCCGUUUCAUCCAUCUCAACGAUGCUCAGGGUGGAGGAGAUUCAGAGGAUGGAGCCAGCAACGCGACUGCAGCCAACUGCAAUACAACCGGCGGCCCGCCCAGCGGCGGAGGACAGUCUCAAAGAAGUGGAGGCGGCACUGGUACUGGUCAUCAUCACAACUCGGCCUUCCAGCAGCUGUUCCCACGAGCUAGAAAGCUUCUCCAAGAAUUGCCAGAGGCCGAAAUCCAGCGGUUGACCACAGCCGCUCGAGCCAAUAAUGCUCCGUCGUCCGUCUCGUCCGUGUCCUCGUUCGCCUCUUCUUCUUCUUCCAGGACCGGCGUCACGUCCCUUCUUGGCCAUUCGACCGACUCGGCCAUCACCACCGACACUACCGACGCAUCCGACCUCAAGUAUGAAAAGGCUUUGCGCGUUACGGAAGUGACAGAAGAUGCGGUUGAAAGUCAUCCAGCAGCAUCCGGAGGAGGAGCGGCUUCGGCAGCUGCCGCCGCCAGAUUGGGGGUGCACUAUUCGGCGGAUUACUAUCAAAUCAUCAAGCGGAUCCGCUCGGCGUCGGCUGAAACUGCCAGACAACAACAACAACGAAAAACGGAUCCCACUCCGCCGACGGCUGCCGAUUCCCUGGUGGAGCGGCUCAAAUGGCUAACGACGACGGAUGUUGAUGACGAGGCGACGGAAGAGUCGACGGGCGUGGCCGAGGAGAGGGAAGCGGCCGACGGAGGAAGCGAUCUGGAAAUGGCGGCCAUGCAACUUGCCGCCUACGCUUCCGUUCCGCUCGAGAAUGCGGAAUACAUCCAGGAGGGCCAAGAGGAGGAGGACCACUACCACCAUCAAACGGCUCUACGGUCAGCGGCGGCGGCGGCGGCUUCCGGAACUGGCGAGGCGCAAGAAGCGGCCAACACGUCGUCGGCCGUGCCCAGCGCCAAACCUGGCAAAUCCGGCGGCGGAAGCGGCGGUAGCGGUGGUGAGAAGAGCACGUACCGAAAACUCAACGAGCUCUUCUUCCGGACCAAGUCGAAAGAUAAGAACAAGGACACGAACAAAUCAUCGAAUUCGGCGCUCAACCGCAGUUUCUCUCCUCCACCUCCAGCGGAAGUGGAGCCCAAGAUGAAACCCUCCAAGAAACAGCAGCAGCAACCUCACUUGAUCCACAUCGUCGGAUUGGCGGGCAAAUCGUCCAGCGCCACUUUAUCCGGGCCCGCGACGGCCACUGGGGCUUCUUCUUCUUCCUCUUCCGGGGCUUCCGGAACAGAGACGCUAGGGCGGAUACCCAACGUGGUGCCGACAGUCGAUCACGUCUACCGGGCAGCCGUCGAUUUGGUCACGCGGAAUAGUGGACAACAGUUGAUGAGUCAUCCCGCCGGGUUGGCGGUUCACCAAUCCGGCCAAAUCGUCAUCCAGGGUCCUUCAGCCAACGAUUCUUACAGUUUGGACGAUAUUGAUGCCGCACUCCAUGCUCAAAUAUCCGCCGCCGCCGCUGCUGCCGCCUCUUCCGGCAACGGAGGAGCGCCGGAAGCCAAUUCUUCUCAGUGUCUGUACUUGAUGCCAGCGAACCAUCGAAUUCCGGAAGACUCCCGCGACGAGACGGGCGGAUCGCGGAGUUCGGGAAGUUCGGGCGACAGCGGAUUAGGUUUGAGUUCUCACGACACGAGUUUGACGGGCAUGUCCGACUCUGCGACGGACGCCGGAUGCGCUCAAGACGAGCUUCAAGCUUUUGUGAGACAGGACGCCACUCAAGGCCGGAUCGACCGCAUCAAAAAGAGAUACAGCGCAGCACUGGAGCCGGACGAGGCGGAAGAUUACGGAUUCCUGCGGAGGCCGUCGGUGCGAGGCAUCAAGACGAAAUUCGGGUCGACGUCUGAGAUAAUUCAGCAAAUGCAGGCCCAACUGGCCGGUCCUAUGCCGGCCGUCACGGCCGCUAGAGCUUCCGGACAAACGCACGUCAACUGGUCGUCUUAUGCCGAGCAGAGUUCCAUCCAGGCGGAAGCGCUGCUGGAUCCGCGCGAAAAGCGACGAUCAGCCAUGAUGGCCAUGUCCAAUUCGGUCCAUCUUCCAGCCCUUCCCGAGGAUGCCGGCUACUUCCACCAACACCAGCAACUGCUCCACAACGCCGGAACGGCUCAUCCGAACGCCAUGGUUACCAAUCGACCGGCCUCUGUCAUGAAUAUUUACGGAUCCACUGGCGAUCUGUACCAACACCUGAGGGCUCCCAUGAGGCCUGUGAUGGUCCGUCAUCCUCCUACCACUUCUUCUUCCGUCGCCCCUGGGGCUCAUCCGCAUGCACCCCAACUCCUCGAGAGAACGUCUUCCGUUUCUUCCGUCUCUUCGGCCAUUGACGCCAGCGCUGUUUACGGAACCAUCCGCAGGCAGCAGCCUCAAAUGAUGCAGCACCCUUCCUAUGCCCAUCCUGCUCUUCCGGAUUCCUUAUCCCCAACUCGAGACUACGCUCCGGCCAUGAUGAUGCAGCAGCAUACGCAACAGCUUCUCCUCCAACAACAACAGCAGCAACAGCAACAACACCACCAUCAGCUGCCUCUGAGGAUGACCGUCUCGACACCCGCUGGACCCUACAUGACCAAUCCGCAACAGCAGCAGAGGCCCGUGUCUCAGCAGAUGCCGGGCGGAUCAGUCGCCUAUUACGCUACUUCUCAAGAUUAUGCGCUGCAGCAGCAGCAGCAACUGCAACAACAGUUUCAGAUGCAGCAACAACAUCAACAACAGCACUAUGUUUACGCUACUCUUCCGGGCAAACGUCAGUCACCUUAUGGUGUUCCGGCCAACAUCCCUGUGUCUGUCGGUUCUCAGGUGGUGGUUGGCGGUGCUCCUACCGUGCUGGAUCCGACCCGCUACCGUCAAGUCUUGCCGCCGAUGACGUCCCAAGUGACCCUGCGGCCUUCUUCCGCCUUGGCCGACCCUCGAUACGCAUCGGUUUCGGUCGUCCACGGUGGCCAUCUGCAGCCUCCUCCGCAUCAUCCUCAACAGCAACAACAACAACAGCAACAGCCAGCUGCUCCGACGUUGAAAGACGAACGUGAAGGGCCGGAAGGGGCCAGUUCAUCCCCAGGUCUGACGCAUCAUGACGUCAAUAUGUAAGGAGAAAGGUCGAGAAUUUCGACCAGAUCCUUGUGCGGAUGCGAAUUUCCGUGAGUUGUUCUAAUAUUAGCCAAAGCAGGACACACAACAACGACGAAUCGCUCCAGUUUCCACGUGGAUAGUGAAACUGCUGUCGGCCUCAUCUCUGGAGGCCAACAGCACACACAAACAAUCACGGCAGAAACACAAGAGGCAAAAGGCAAUUUCGAGUUAACAAAAAGUGCGUGUGCGUUUAUUUUGAUGACGUGAAAAUAUUUUUUUCCCCCCGUUUCCUCGAAGAGAAAAUGUGAGCAUCAAAAGAGGUAAGAGGAAAAUAACGUGAUCUUUUUACAUUUGUUUUCCCACCCAAAACUGGACGGCCGACAUUGUUAUUGUCUCCCUUCUUUUUUGGGUUUUGUGGUUAUUUUUGGAGGGGAUUGUUGUUUAAAUUCAAAAUCUGAUUGCGCACACACGCACCUCCCUCCCACACACACACACACACACACACGCUCUCAUUCAAAUGGAUUGAAGAAGAAAUACCAACAAAACGAGAAGAACACGACUGCUUCUUCCCCAUCUACUGACUCCUUGUUCAUUUAUUCGUGAAUUUGGUACCUGCAAACGAUUCUAGUUUCAAAACAAUAUCCCAAAAAAAUUUUUUUUUU
Daphnia pulex (common water flea) is the source of this 6048-nucleotide messenger RNA. RefSeq lists its product as uncharacterized. The record is from RefSeq and is a predicted model, not a curated record. The transcript is spliced from 4 exons. Bases 494 to 5404 code for a protein of 1636 amino acids. NCBI's taxonomy places the organism in Eukaryota, Metazoa, Arthropoda, Branchiopoda, Diplostraca, Daphniidae.